AUGGGUUAUGAUUUGGCAAGCCUACCUGAGGAUUUUCUGGUGACGUCUUUCCAGUUCACCAAACAUGUUCAUCGAGACCGUUACCCUGCUAUCGACCCUACUAGACCCGAGCUGAGCCUUGCCGGCAAAGUCGCCAUCGUGACAGGCGCGAGCCGCGGCAUUGGUGCCAAAGGAUUUGCUCCUGCUUUUGCUAAGGCUGGAGUCAAAGGUCUCGUUCUUCUGGCCACCAACGCGAGAAAACUGGAGGCCGUCAAAGACGGAAUCAAGAGCAUCAAUUCUUCGAUCCAGGUUCUAUCGCUAUCUGUCGACGUUUCGAACACUGCCUCGGUAGAAGCUGGAUUCCAGAAAAUUCAGAGCGUAUUUGGCCAUGCUGACAUCUUGAUUAACAACGCCGGAAUUUGCAACGAAACCCCAGGCGCGCGCAUCGCGGAGGAGGACGCCGACAGGUGGUGGUCUAAUUUCGAGGUCAACAGCAGAGGCGUCUACCUCACCACGAGAGCAUUCAUCCGUCACCUCUUGGCAGACGCCGAGGCGCCCGCCACCAUCAUCAACUUGGCCACGGGCGCAUCCUGGACUAUCGGUUCUGGCGGGGGACACGGCGGAUAUGCCCUAUCGAAGCUCAUCACCCAGCAGCUCACGGUGCAGACGGCAGCCGACUACCCGAACGUGACGGCCGUGGCAGUCAGCCCUGGGCUGGUAGACACGGACAUGGUACCACCGCCGCUGAGGCGGCUGGGAUUUGAUGCGCCGGAGCUGGUCGGCGGGUUGGCGGUCUGGCUGAGCCAACCGCACGCCAAGUUUAUGAGUGGCCGAACGAUGCAGGCGCAUUGGGACGUCGAUGAGCUCGUGCAGAGGAGGGAAGAAAUUAUGCAGGGCGACCAGUUAACAAUGCAGUUUGCGGGGCCGUUUGGAAAGGAGCUAUUCCAGUAA
Molecule: messenger RNA, 930 nt
Organism: Truncatella angustata
Lineage: Eukaryota; Fungi; Ascomycota; Sordariomycetes; Amphisphaeriales; Sporocadaceae
Exons: 1
Coding region: 1-930 (309 amino acids)
Molecular function (GO): oxidoreductase activity, acting on the CH-OH group of donors, NAD or NADP as acceptor
Source: RefSeq, a predicted model, not a curated record